This is a messenger RNA of Adineta ricciae, 816 nucleotides long. The record is from the annotation of a GenBank genome assembly. NCBI's taxonomy places the organism in Eukaryota, Metazoa, Rotifera, Eurotatoria, Adinetida, Adinetidae.
AUGUCGACGACGAGAAAUCCCAAGCUGAUGAAAAAGGAAACGAACAAAUCGGUGAAAUCAUCAUAUAGUCGAAUGCAAAAUCGAAAGAUACUGGGCAUUAUAUUAUUGGUUAUAGUUGCAGCGAUAGUCACCGUUGGUAUUUUGCUACCAACCACGAUUUUGAAAAAGAAUAAACACCAACCAUCAACACCAAGAAAUAGUAAAGUAACAUUCUCAACUUCAUCAGCAUCAACAUUAACAAGCACUACAACAAAAGAACCAGAUCCAAUACCAACGGAUGCUGUCCAAGGGAUUGUCUAUGGUGUAUACAACACAUCCGUCGGUGACGAUAGCAAGGCAGCAACCCCCGGCAAGGGCAUUGGCCAAUACAUAACACAUGAAUCACCAGGCAAAGCAUGUGAUGGUAAUGUAAGCACUAAGUAUGUAAGCUUUGGACCAUGCUCUGAAGGAACUUCGUAUGACGACGACCAUGGUUGUGGCUUGCGUACCGGUUUCUUUCUGAAAUUAGAAACUGGUUCAACAUUAGUCAAUGGAUUGAGAGUUUGUACAGCCAAUGAUCUCUUAGAACGUGAUCCGAUUAUUGUAUCACUGGAAGGAAGUAAUUCAACAGGAACCAAUCUUACUCUUGGUGCUAGCUGGACAUUGCUUUACGAUGGUCCUAGUGGACUUCUUUUAGAUCCUGGCAGACGAAAGUGUGGUCCAAUACAGUAUUUUGAUAACAUAGUCGAAUAUUCAAGCUACCGUUUCUUAGUUUCUGGUAAAAGACGGAAAGCAGAUUGCAUUCAGUAUUCUGAAGUAAAGUUGUACAGCGUUUGA